UAAUGACUGAAACAAUUGAGAAUCUUCGUGAUUUCAAUUAUUACUAACUUUCUCCAGAUGUUAAUAAAAAGUAUGUACUAGCUGAAUAUAUUUGGAUUGAUGGUACAGGAGAAUAGUUAAGAUCAAAGACGAAGGUAUUUUGCAUAUCUAUAAAAAUAAAGGUUUAUUUGAAUCCUAUAAAAACUUUAGAGGAUUUAGAAUGGUGGACUUAUGAUGGUUCAUCUACUGAUUAAGCAGUGACCAGAUUUUCUGAAAUUUAUCUUAAACCUGUCCGAAUGGUCAAGGAUCCAUUUAGAGGAGAUCCACAUCUAUUAGUACUUUGUGAAACAUAUUUGCCUGAUAAAAAGACUCCAGCUAGAUUUAAUUUUAGGUAUUAAAAUCAUAUAUGUAUAAGGUGGAUUUCUAAUUUAAUUAUGGAACAAGCUAAAGAUUAAAAACCAUGGUUUGGUAUAGAAUAAGAAUAUUUUUUAUUAAAAAGAACAGGCACCACACAUUUAUGGCCCUUAGGUUGGCCAAAUGGUGGGUUCCCAUAUCCAUAAGGGAGAUAUUAUUGUUCUAUUGGAGAAAGAAAUAAUUUUGGUAGAGCAUUGGCAGAGGCUCAUCUUCGUGCAUGCCUUAAUGCAGGUAUUAAAAUAGCAGGAUUGAAUGCUGAAGUUGCACCAUCAUAGUGGGAAUUUUAGAUUGGAAUUGCUGAAGGGAUUGAAAUUGGUGAUCACAUGUGGUUGGCAAGAUAUAUAUUGGAAAGAAUAGGUGAGGAAUUUGGAAUUGAUAUAAAUUAUGAUCCUAAACCUAUUUUAGGAGAUUGGAAUGGAAGUGGAGCUCAUUGCAAUUACUCUACUUUAACUACUAGAUAAGAGGGAGGAUAUCGAUACAUAGUUGAUAAAUUAAUGCCUAUUCUUAAAGAAAAUCAUAUUGAUAUGAUUAAGUUAUAUGGAUAAAAAAAUGAAUUAAGAUUAACAGGAAAACAUGAAACAGGCAAAUAUGAUGUAUUUACAUGGGGAGAUGGCGCAAGGGGAUGUUCUGUCAGAGUUCCAAUAAUCACAAAAGAAUAAGGAUAAGGGUAAUUGUUAUUUUGAUUAUUUAGGUAUUUCGAGGACCGAAGACCAGCUGCAAAUAUUGAUCCAUAUUUGGUUUCAGCAGCCUUAGUUGAUGUUACUUGCCUGAAUGGACAGCAUUUAAAAGAGUUAAUUUAAAUAUUUGAAAACUCAAUUAAACCUUUGGGAUAAUCAUGA
Molecule: messenger RNA, 1232 nt
Organism: Paramecium pentaurelia
Lineage: Eukaryota; Ciliophora; Oligohymenophorea; Peniculida; Parameciidae
Source: the annotation of a GenBank genome assembly